UCCCCGAUCUCGGUUCUGUGAUCAUUCGAACGGAAACAUCCAAUAAAGACGGCCACGCUUAUUGGCCAGAAUCUGAUUGAAAGUGCCCAAUCAAAAGUGAUAGACAGAGGGUCCUUAUUAAGUGUUAAAUAUUUUUUAAAGUUUUUUGAAAGUAAAUUAGAAAAAAUGUCAGCUCUGGUCUGUGGAACUGCCUGCCUGGCCAUUUUCCAGCUUAUGCUGCAGUUAGUCCUGGCCCAGGACUACGGCUGGUGUGAUCCCACUUUGUGCGAGAAUGGUGUCAAACAUAUUGCCUGCCGAAAUACUGGACAAUUCGCCAGACGCUGCCAGCCGGAUUCAUUCCAAGUGGAUAUAAACCGCCACAAGGGGGAUUUCCUGCAUGCCCACAACAAGAGGAGAAACUUCCUGGCUUUAGGAAAGGUGCCGGGGUAUUAUCCGGCCGCACGAAUGGCCACAAUGGUGUGGGACGAUGAGCUGCAGUACCUGUCCAUGCUGAAUUCCCGAACCUGUAAGCUAGACCACGACGAUUGCCACAACACCUACCGGUAUGCCAACUCCGGACAAAACCUGUGCGCCGUGUGGCGUCCAAGAGAUCCCCAUGUGAAUGUGACCAGUUUGGUGGAGGAGUGCUUGGGUCUGUGGUUUAACGAAUACUCCCUGAUAGACAGCAGCUUCAUCGAUGCCUUUCGAGUCACCUCCAUCUUUGAGGACUACGGUCACUUUGCGGAGAUGAGUGUGGACAAGAGCUUUGCGCUAGGCUGCUCCAUCAUGAGAUUCACACGUCCCGACUACCCCUCCGUAUAUAUCUACAACUUCAUCUGCAACUACGCUUCACUGUACGCCCUGGGAGCUCCAGUUUAUGAGGCUGGCCGUCCGGCUUCUCGGUGCACCACGGGCAAAAGCCACUUCUAUCCGGGAUUGUGUUCCACGCGGGAGGUGUACGACCCCAAUUGGUAGAAGGGAUCCCAGGGGGAAUCCCUCCACUCAGGUACAACUGCCAAGAGUAUUUAGUAGCCCGUAGCUUUA
Drosophila rhopaloa is the source of this 1023-nucleotide messenger RNA. RefSeq names its product antigen 5 like allergen Cul n 1. The record is from RefSeq and is a predicted model, not a curated record. The coding region runs from base 166 to 954 and encodes 262 amino acids. Lineage: Eukaryota; Metazoa; Arthropoda; Insecta; Diptera; Drosophilidae. The transcript is spliced from 4 exons.